Messenger RNA from Vombatus ursinus (common wombat), 1843 nucleotides. RefSeq names its product purinergic receptor P2X 4 (gene P2RX4). Gene Ontology annotation, biological process: response to ATP; monoatomic cation transmembrane transport. NCBI's taxonomy places the organism in Eukaryota, Metazoa, Chordata, Mammalia, Diprotodontia, Vombatidae. Gene Ontology annotation, cellular component: plasma membrane; nuclear inner membrane. The record is from RefSeq and is a predicted model, not a curated record. The transcript is spliced from 12 exons. The coding region runs from base 33 to 1202 and encodes 389 amino acids. Gene Ontology annotation, molecular function: purinergic nucleotide receptor activity; extracellularly ATP-gated monoatomic cation channel activity; ATP binding.
CGAAGACGCGGAGCUCGGUCCGAGCUGAGGCCAUGGCGGGCUGCGCGGCAGCGCUGUCGAGCUGCUUCUUCGAGUACGACACGCCGCGCAUCGUGCUCAUACGCAGCCGCAAAGUGGGGCUCAUGAACCGCGCCGUGCAGCUGCUCAUCCUCGCCUACGUCAUUGGGUGGGUGUUUGUGUGGGAAAAAGGCUACCAAGAGACAGACUCAGUUGUCAGCUCUGUUACCACAAAGGUGAAAGGCGUGGCCUUGACCAAUACGUCUGGACUGGGGCUCCAGGUCUGGGAUGUAGCAGAUUACGUGAUCCCACCUCAGCAGGAGAACACGCUGUUUGUCAUGACCAACAUAAUUGCUACCUUGAAUCAGAGACAGAGCACCUGUGCUGAGCUUCCAGGUGCUAAAACUGUGUGUACAUCAGACGAUAACUGUACUUUUGGCUCCAUUGAUGUCCACCUCAGUGGAGUGACAACUGGAAAAUGUGUACACUAUAACGCUCACGUGAAGACGUGUGAGGUGCUUGCUUGGUGUCCAGUGGAGAAUGACACUUACGUGCCCCGACCCGCCUUUCUGAGGGCCGCAGAGAACUUCACCCUCUUGAUUAAGAACCACAUCUGGUAUCCCAAGUUUAAUUUCACCAAGAGGAAUAUCCUUCCCAACACCAAUGCCACCUACCUCAAGUCAUGCAUCUAUGAUGCCAAGACAAACCCGUUCUGCCCCAUAUUCCGUCUUGGCCAAAUAGUGGAAAGUGCAGGACACAGCUUCCAGCACGUGGCCGUGGAGGGAGGCAUCAUGGGCAUUCAGAUCAACUGGGACUGCAACCUGGACCGAUCCGCCUCUCACUGCGUACCAAAGUAUUCCUUUCGCCGCCUUGACAACCAGGACUCUGACCACACUGUCUCCCCUGGCUAUAACUUCAGGUUUGCCAAAUACUAUAAGGAUGCAAAUGGCACCGAGGUCCGGACGCUCAUCAAGGCCUACGGCAUCCGUUUUGACGUCAUCAUCUUUGGAAAGGCUGGGAAAUUCAACAUCAUCCCUACCAUGAUAAACAUUGGCUCUGGAUUGGCGCUGCUUGGAGUGGCCACAGUCCUGUGUGAUAUUAUAGUCCUGUAUUUGAUGAAAAAGAGGUUUUACUACCGAGAGAAAAAAUACAAAUAUGUAGAAGACUACGACCAGGGGCUCACGGAACCAUUUAGAACUGAAUGACAUAGUCCCGUGGCGUCCUGGACCGAUUCGGCCCUAUCCUUGCACUGCCCUAGGAGUUCUCACCUCGGCAGAAUGCCAAGGAGGGAAAAAUCAGCUGCCAUCGUGGAGAAGGCUGGUCCUCUUCCUGAGGCCUCGACACACUGCCUCCUUCUGCAUCUCCAAGAUUGCUGUCCUAAGGGUAACAUGAUGGAUGUUCAUUUGCCCAGUAAAUGGGUUGUUAAUUGGUCUUGUUUUGCUGCUCAGGGUUGACAUUCCUUUCUGUGGUAACAGUCUGAAAGCUGUUGGCCCUAUCCAAGCACAGUAACAUCAAUGCAUCUCAUGGGACUUUGAAUAAUCCUUUUCAAUGCUUUCUUUCCUCCAAAGCUUUGAGCUACCUUAGCCUCUAAAAAAGGCCCCAUUCUCCCAGCUUUUGACAACAAUAUCUCUUAAUCUGAACACACAAGUUUAAAUACUUUUGAGGGAAAGACCACUUGAGAUCACCCAAGAUUAGAGGGUCCCUUGAGCUCUUCACAGUUCGCUUGUUUCCUAGGAGCCAGAGAAACCAUCCAUGCUAUUAUGAUUUAUAUUUAGGAAUAUUUUUCCUUGUUCUGAUUCCUUUAUAACUAAAGACCUGAAGAAAUAAAAUGUGAUCUAUUUUAUCA